Messenger RNA from Phlebotomus papatasi, 768 nucleotides. RefSeq names its product peroxisomal membrane protein 2. NCBI's taxonomy places the organism in Eukaryota, Metazoa, Arthropoda, Insecta, Diptera, Psychodidae. The transcript is spliced from 3 exons. Bases 2 to 559 code for a protein of 185 amino acids. The record is from RefSeq and is a predicted model, not a curated record. Gene Ontology annotation, cellular component: membrane; cytoplasm.
AAUGUCGCUGUCGAAGCCCAUUUACAAUUUAAUUGGCACCUACUUUGAGCAAUUGUUCAAUCAUCCAAUCAGGACAAAAUCGCUUACGAGCUGUGUCAUCGCCACCACGGGCAAUAUUGUGUCUCAGAAGAUUUCCGGGAGCGGCAAAAUUAAUCCACAGAGCGCCUGCGCUUACGGAUUGUUUGGAUUGAUCUUUGGAGGAACUCUCCCGCACUAUUUCUACGUGUUCGUGGACCGAAUAGUUUCCGAUGAGCUAAGAUUCCGGAAAUUCUAUCAAUUUGUACUGGAACGCCUUACCUUCACGCCCUUCUUCCAGCUGUGCUCCCUCUAUUUCCUGUCGCGCUUCGAGGGAAAGACCCAUGAAGUGGCCUUUGCCAAUCUCUACAAACUCUACUGGCCAGUUUUGCAGGCAAACUGGAAGUACCUGACGCUGUUUUCAUUCUUCAACAUCAUAUUCCUGCCACCUUUCUUGCGUGUCUUUGCUGCCAAUAUCAUUGGUUUCUUCUGGAUUAUCUUCCUGGCCAACAAGAGGCGCCGGGCAGCUAAGAAGACUGAGUGAUCAACAAUCAACAUCAAUCACAAAUGUGGCAUUUUAUUUUCUCUAUACUCUUCUGUAUUCCAUUAUUUUUAUAUUUUUACUUUUUUUAUGCUUUGAAGAGAGAGCAACUCUGGAGCAUUUCUUGGGGUUGGUGACUGUGGGAUUAUUUUUUAUUGUAAAAUCAUGCCUUUUUAUGGAAAUAAAUGUUAAUGAUUAAGGGAAUAAAUACA